GGCGGCGGCGGCGGCGGCGGCAGCAGCGGCGGCGGCGGCCGGGACAAGGCGGAGGCGACGGCGGCGGCGGCGGCGCGGGGCGCUCGGGCUGAUGGCGGCGGCGGCCGGGCCCGGGGCUGCGCUGUCCCCGCGGCCGUGCGACAGCGACCCAGCCACCCCCGGAGCGCAGUCCCCGAAGGAUGAUAAUGAAGAUAAUUCAAAUGAUGGGACCCAGCCAUCCAAAAGGAGGCGAAUGGGCUCAGGAGAUAGUUCUAGGAGUUGUGAAACUUCAAGUCAAGAUCUUGGUUUUAGUUACUAUCCAGCAGAAAACUUGAUAGAGUACAAAUGGCCACCUGAUGAAACAGGAGAAUACUAUAUGCUUCAAGAACAAGUCAGUGAAUAUUUGGGUGUGACCUCCUUUAAAAGGAAAUAUCCAGAUUUAGAGCGACGAGAUUUGUCUCACAAGGAGAAACUCUACCUGAGAGAGCUAAAUGUCAUUACUGAAACUCAGUGCACUCUAGGCUUAACAGCAUUGCGCAGUGAUGAAGUGAUUGAUUUAAUGAUAAAAGAAUAUCCAGCCAAACAUGCUGAGUAUUCUGUUAUUCUACAAGAAAAAGAACGUCAACGAAUUACAGACCAUUAUAAAGAGUAUUCCCAAAUGCAACAACAGAAUACUCAGAAAGUUGAAGCCAGUAAAGUGCCUGAGUAUAUUAAGAAAGCUGCCAAAAAAGCAGCAGAAUUUAAUAGCAACUUAAACCGGGAACGCAUGGAAGAAAGAAGAGCUUAUUUUGACUUGCAGACACAUGUUAUCCAGGUACCUCAAGGGAAGUACAAAGUUUUGCCAACAGAGCGAACAAAGGUCAGUUCUUACCCAGUGGCUCUCAUCCCCGGACAGUUCCAGGAAUAUUAUAAGAGGUACUCACCAGAUGAGCUGCGGUAUCUGCCAUUAAACACAGCCCUGUAUGAGCCCCCUCUGGAUCCUGAGCUCCCUGCUCUAGACAGUGACGGUGAUUCAGAUGAUGGCGAAGAUGGUCGAGGUGACGAGAAACGGAAAAAUAAAGGCACUUCGGACAGCUCCUCUGGCAAUGUAUCUGAAGGGGAAAGCCCUCCUGACAGCCAGGAGGACUCUUUCCAGGGAAGACAGAAAUCAAAAGACAAAGCUGCCACUCCAAGAAAAGAUGGUCCCAAACGUUCUGUACUGUCCAAGUCAGUUCCUGGGUACAAGCCAAAGGUCAUUCCAAAUGCUAUAUGUGGAAUUUGUCUGAAGGGUAAGGAGUCCAACAAGAAAGGAAAGGCUGAAUCACUUAUACACUGCUCCCAAUGUGAGAAUAGUGGCCAUCCUUCUUGCCUGGAUAUGACAAUGGAGCUUAUUUCUAUGAUUAAGACCUACCCAUGGCAGUGUAUGGAAUGUAAAACAUGCAUUAUAUGUGGACAACCCCACCAUGAAGAAGAAAUGAUGUUCUGUGAUAUGUGUGACAGAGGUUAUCAUACUUUUUGUGUGGGCCUUGGUGCUAUUCCAUCAGGUCGCUGGAUUUGUGACUGUUGUCAGCGGGCCCCCCCAACACCCAGGAAAGUGGGCAGAAGGGGGAAAAACAGCAAAGAGGGAUAAAAUAGUUUUUGACUCUAAUACUGUAUAUGCAUUUAAGUGGAAUAUUUGGUGCCAUUUACAACAUUUUCAUUUUCAUGCCAAUAAAAGAUUUUUUUUGCAAAUUA
Molecule: messenger RNA, 1692 nt
Organism: Gorilla gorilla gorilla (western lowland gorilla)
Lineage: Eukaryota; Metazoa; Chordata; Mammalia; Primates; Hominidae
Gene: PHF10
Product: PHD finger protein 10
Exons: 12
Coding region: 92-1588 (498 amino acids)
Cellular component (GO): npBAF complex
Source: RefSeq, a predicted model, not a curated record